UCUAGAUUAGACAUUAUAAACUAAACAUCGUGCAUAUAUGUAAAAGUUACAAACAUGACUUUCCAUAACCAUAAAUUUGCCUUAGCAAAUAUUCCCCAUGUCUUCGAGUAAAUGUGUUGGAACAUAAAUAAUGUUGGUGUGAAAAACAAGUUUUAUUGGAAAUUUAGUGGAAUCCAAAUGGUCAUAGCAAUCCCUGUCGAUAAGACGAACAACGAACGAUGAUAUAAACAAGAAAUAUGCCGCCGAAACGACGCAGAAAAGUCCAUGGAUUGUAUUUUCAUUCAUCGCCACCAAAAGUGCUUACAAUGAAUCAGCUUAGACAACAAAAGACACUGGAUAGUGGCACACCGAAAGAUGCCAUUAUCAUAAAACCUUCAAACAUUCGAAUAUGGAUCCAUGACAAAGAUAUUGGAAAAUUGGCUCGCGUGCUUUGGGAAGGUCAAGGAAAUCGACUCCGAACCGAAGUUAGUUCCAACAAUAAAGUUAAGAAAUUCUUAGACGCUGUGCCAUCUAUUAUGAACAUCAUCAAAGACGUGCAUUCGGCAGUAGUAGAUAAUGAUAUCGAAACAUUAGUAGCUAAGACCUCACCACCAGCUCCAGUUAUGUUAUUAACGACCAAAGAUGCAAAUGGAUUAACUCCGCUUCACAAGGCUGCUGGCCUAGCUCAUGCGCGAAUCGUUGAAUAUCUUCUAAAUGCAGCACCAAACUCGGCCACUGAAAUCGACUUCACGGGGAAAACACCAUUACAUUGGGCAGCCAGUGCCAAAAAUAAUCCAAGAUCAUAUAAUCUACUCGUUCAAGCAGGGUGCGACGAGCAAGCUUUGGAUUAUAAAAUGAAAACCCCAGCUCAUUACAAAGCAAAGCCAAAUGACAUAGAUCGGUCGUUGUUGACCGUAAUACCCGAAGCACCAAGAGUUCCACAACAAGGUAUGCCGCCUGGAUACGAUUGGAAUAUGUUAUCGGAAGACGCAUCGUUUCCUCAUCAAAAUAACAAUUUUAUCAGAAAGAGUCAAUCAAACUACGAAAGUUACACCAUCCUUAGCGAUGAUCCUCCACCAAUGUCAAUGAUGAAAAGAAAUCUGUCAACGGAUGAACUGCGAAACGGAAACCUCACACCAACGUCACCGAAACCCACAACCCCAAAGUCUUUUAUUACUAAACAGAGUACUGUAUUUGAUAGUGACACUAUAUCGGAACCACUAACCGCAGAGGAGCAAGCAGUCCUGGUUGCUAUUGAUCCAGUAAAUGAAAGACUCUAUGCACGAACACCUUCCAAUGCAUCACCGGCUAGAGCAGACACACCCAUUCCGGAUUCAAAUGCCAAUGAACCAGACGACCAAAAUGAUGAGAAUGGGCCCAAUAGAAUGACUGAUAUAGAUCUUGAAACUGGUGUAGAUUUACAAAGUACGACUGAAACGGCAGUAGAGGCUAGUGAAGGUGAUGACAUGGUAAAUGGUGGGUAUGAUAAUGAUGCUAACGAAUCAACCGGUGAACAAGAUGCGACAGAUGAUGAACCCAAAGGAAAUGAUGAGGCACUGUUCAUUUAUCAGCGUACGUUCAAUCCGAAUGAAAAGGCUGAAGAAAUGUAUUCGCUCGAAUCGGAAGAUCAAGAUACACUGAAGGAAGACAAUGAAGAGACCGAAAAUGAAAUUGAAGAUGGCGAUAAAAUUGAGCCUGAUGAACUUGGUGAACUCGACAAAGAACCUCCUGAGGGUCAGGACACUGAAGAGACAAUGGCCGCAAAUAACGACGAUGACAAAGUUGAAAAUGAUGAACCUGAUGAGCUUGAUAAAGAAUCCCUUCCAGCUGACACGGAAUUAGAAGAAUUAGAAGAAGAGGAAGAACAUGUGGAGGGACACUCAGAUGACGUACAAUUGGAGGAGGAGGAACAGACGGAAGCUGUAAACAGUGACGAAAAUAAUAAUGAAAAUGAACUCGAUCCGGAACUGAUUGAUGAAGAAUCAGCUAACGAAGAGAUAAAAGCAUUGACUAAUGAUAUGAAAGAGGACGCUAACGAUGAGGAAAAUGGAAGCUAUAAAGAGGUGCAAGGCGAUCAUGAUGAUAAUGAAGAAGACAAAGAGAUUUCACCGAGUCCAGCAAUGCAAAUUGAGGGAGUGGUUACUGGUGAACCAGACGAUGGAGUUGUCCAAUCCGAAGGAGGACAAAUUCCAAUUGACGAUGACGAUGAUGCCGAUGAAAAUAAUGAAAAUGAUGAUGAAACUUUAAUCAAAAAUAUCAUCAACAGUGGUGACAUGGAACAAUUAGCUGCGUUAGUUUUAAACGGUAAAGGAUUGAAAUUAAUAGGACAAACUUCGAGUUCACCGGAGAUCCAAGCAUUUCUUGACAAUGUUUCGGCAUACAUGAACAAAAUUCGGCGAGUACAUUUAGCUGCAAGAGAAGGAAGCCUGAGAGAUUUGCAAUCAGCAUUAGAUCGUCGUAAAUUUGCUGUAGCUAAAGACGAUAUAUCGCCAAAUGGUGCCACUCCUCUACAUGUAGCCACCGUUUUUGGUCAUGCAGGGAUCAUCCGUUAUUUAGCUGGCCGUUUCCCGGAAACUAUGGCUGCAGUUGACGAUAACGGUCGUACCGCAUUACAUUAUGCAGCUACAAUCAACGACAAUGGCCAUUUCUUCAAUUUAUUAUCACAUUUGGGCUCGAAUCCGAAAGCCGAGGACAAAACGGGACAUUCAGCUGAAUUCUACACGAAUCAUGAACAGUCGAGCAGUGUUCUCAAUCAUCGCAUGAUACUGAAAGGAUUUGGCGCUGAAGAACAGUUGGCUGAUGAUAUGCUGAGUGAUCAAGUUCCCGACGAUUUACAUAGCGCUCGCCGACCACUAGACGAUGCUGAUACACUGUCGACGCUGGAACGAUGCUUUCGCUUAAUUCAUUCGCCCGGCAAACCGUUGCACGCUCUAGAAUUACCCUCAAACAGUGUUCCGGGCAGUGCGUCAUCAUUGCGCACAUCGAUUACAACGUAUUUAGCACGCUUUCUGAAGCGCAGUGUUUUCGAUAAAAUAAAAAUGCGCCAAAGUCGCAUGGACCACAAUUUAUUCGAUCUUAUUUGGCCGGCUAUGAAGAAGAAAGAACGAAAGGUGGACGAGGAUUUAAAUGCCGGUGUUGUAAUACCGGAUUUUGAUGUGUUUGUCGUGUUUCAAGAGUUUUUAGUUCCGCUGAUUAAAGACAUACAUUGCAUUGACGCUAACGGAGACUUUAAACCGCAUCCGAAAAUCGAUUACUUUGAAUUCGCAAACGACGGUAACUCUGUCAACAAGGAAGACAUGCGGGAAAUAAAUUUCAAUUUGGACGAAUCAUCUCGCUGGAUUACUGAUGCAUUGGUGGAGUGUUCACGGAAUUUGGAAAUGUAUGAGCUGCCGCUAAAUUUAAAUGCUGGACAAUUGGAAGAUGUGGAACAGAUCAUCACAUCCAAAAUUAUUACGCCUCAAUUUACGAAAGAAAUUGGUGAGACUGAAAUCGGAACGUACUACACGAUGAACGAAAUUCUAGAGAGUCAAUCGGAAAUUCGAACUGUUUUGGCUACAAAUGGCCUUCUAAUAGCACUGCUAGAUAUCAAUGAUCCAUAUCAGUUACCCGAAUCGAAUGCAUUGAAUGGACAGCAUUAUCCAUACGGCCGUGGUGUUUACGUGACUCAACGUGGUGAUAUGGCAAUAUGGAUUAAUGCUCAAGAUCAUCUACGAGUGUUGUGUUGUACGGAUACACAUAAACCGGCUAAUAUUGGCCUGGCUUAUUCGAAAGUUGGACGCGCAAUGACCUACCUGGAAGAAGUAUUACGCUUCCGUCACAGUUACUUUCUCGGCUAUUUAUCGUCACGGCCUAGCUUCCUAGGCACAUCUCUCCGAAUAACUUUAACGCUUCAUCUGCCGCAUCUGGCGAAGGAGAAAGAAAACUUGCGCCAACUUUGUACGGUUCGUAGCAUUCAUAUGAUAACAUUGGAGCAUACCAAUGAAAUUAAGGCGUGCAAUAUGCAAAGUAUUGGUUUGACUGAAUGGCAUCUGUUCCAAGACUAUUGUACGGCCGUUGCGAAUAUUAUCGGAUUGGAGAAAGAUUUGUCGAUGGUGAAUACUAAGCAGAUAGCAGCCAUGUUGGUCAGCAUAUUUCGGAAGAAAAAGAAUAGUUUAGUGUCGGCGUGAAAAGUGAAUUGAAUUUUUAUUUCGUUUAACUUUUUCAUUAUUGAAACCACCACCGUGAUAAAGUAUUAAACGUUUUUUUUUUCGUAAAAAAUAAUCCCUGGAAUCAUCCGCGUAAGUUAACAUAAUACAAUUACCACAAACACUGGACCACAGAAAUCAUCUGACUCAAAAAUAUUUAAAAAAUGA
Messenger RNA from Bradysia coprophila, 4331 nucleotides. RefSeq lists its product as uncharacterized. Gene Ontology annotation, molecular function: protein binding; kinase activity. Lineage: Eukaryota; Metazoa; Arthropoda; Insecta; Diptera; Sciaridae. The record is from RefSeq and is a predicted model, not a curated record.